AUGAGCGACAUGGAGAGCAGCAAGAAGCGCAGCAGCAGCAACUAUGAAGAUCGCGUAAAGCACAUUUCAGUUAUUGCCAAGCCACUUGCCUCCAAAAAGCAAACUAAGCGUGCUUACAAGGUCGUUAAACGGGCCACGAAAGUCAAGAGCAUCAAGCGUGGUGUGAAGGAGGUAGUCAAAGGCAUCCGAAAGGGUGUGAAAGGCUUGUGCAUCAUUGCUGGCGAUAUUUCGCCCGUAGACGUGAUUUCACACAUACCCGUGCUUUGUGAAGAAAAUGAUAUUCCAUACAUUUUCACCCCUUCUAAGGUAGACCUUGGUGCGUCGGCACUGUCCAAAAGGCCCACAAGCUGCAUUUUGAUCACGCCUGACAAGGCAGGAUUUAACGCGAAGGAGGUCUACGACGAAUUACUCAAAGACGUGAAGCAGGUGCAGCCAACUUACUAG
This is a messenger RNA of Plasmopara halstedii, 444 nucleotides long. RefSeq names its product nhp2p. Gene Ontology annotation, biological process: rRNA pseudouridine synthesis; snRNA pseudouridine synthesis. The transcript is spliced from 2 exons. NCBI's taxonomy places the organism in Eukaryota, Oomycota, Peronosporomycetes, Peronosporales, Peronosporaceae. Bases 1 to 444 code for a protein of 147 amino acids. Gene Ontology annotation, molecular function: box H/ACA snoRNA binding. The record is from RefSeq and is a predicted model, not a curated record. Gene Ontology annotation, cellular component: nucleolus; box H/ACA snoRNP complex.